Molecule: messenger RNA, 940 nt
Organism: Cokeromyces recurvatus
Lineage: Eukaryota; Fungi; Mucoromycota; Mucoromycetes; Mucorales; Mucoraceae
Exons: 2
Coding region: 38-775 (245 amino acids)
Source: RefSeq, a predicted model, not a curated record
AAAAAAAGCUACGCAAAAUAUAAUUUAUAUUUCGAAAAUGUCAAGACAACCACCUUAUAAUAACAGUACAGAUGACCAAUUUAAUUCUGAAAUUGAAGCUAUUGAAAAUGCAAUGAACUCAAUGAUGCAAGGGGCCUUUUCCAUGAUGUUUAAACAAUUCAUGGGGCCAAAUAAUAACAUUAUGGGUGACAUAUUUUCUGGGGCAUUUGGCAAUGAUGAAACAACAACAACAACAACUACUACAACAACAGUUUUAGACGGUCAAAAUCUUGAUACUAUUUUAUUCGAAAAAGUGAAUAAUAAUAACGAUAUGUAUGGAGGAAGUGAUUUUAAACGUUUAGCAAAUAAGUCAAAACAAAAUAGAACAGAGGAAAUAUCAAAAGAUGAACAGACAGUCCUAUUAAAGGAUGAUAUGCUACCAAUAAAAAGAAUACGUCAGUUAUCCUCAAAUGAGGAGGAUGUCAAUACAAAUCGUGUAAAUACUAUAUUUGACCUCCUUUUUCAAACACCUUCCACCUUAUUUAGCCGACUGCCAUCAUCAUUCAGCAACAGCAAUGAAAAUGAUAAAGAGAGUAACUGGUCAUACAGUUCUACCUCAACAAGGACUAUUUAUAAGCCAGAUGGCACUGAAGAAACUAUUAUAACCAAAAAAUCAAAUGGUAUAACUGAAACUACUAGACAAAUAAGAUAUCCUAAUGGUCACAAAGAAGAAGAGACAAAAACUGAGCAAAAAGGGUCUCUUUGGAAUAAAUUUUCUGCUUAUAAAUUUUGGUGAGAAGGCUAAACCAUUUAAUUGUUUUACCUUAGUCUUCUCAAAACUUAUAUUAAGUAAGCAUCAUUACUAAAUUUAGUAUUUACCUGUAAGCGGAGAUUACGCUUUAGCACUAUUUAUGCGAUUAUUAUCACCGAAAUAAAAAUUUGCUUUUUUUUUUUCAUAAUA